UGUGUCACCUUGGCAGCAAUAUACAGGUAUAUCAGUGUUUGCUCUGACAGGAUAAGAAGUUAACAAAACUAAAAUCACAGGUAUUCCGCGAAGGUGAUGAAGACCUUCAGUUUUUCUUUUGCAGUGAUCAUCAUGCUUGCCCUCUUUUUUAUUCAAGGGGUAUGCACCAUCUCCAUUGAAAAUAGGGAUUUGGCAGAAACAAGAGAUGUGGCUGCUGAAUUCUAUGAGAUCCCAGCUGACCAAUGGAAGGUGGCAUACAACAGGCAGAAACGUCACAGUGAGCCUGGAGAAUGCCGUAUGUGCUGUAACUGCUGUGGCCAAGUCAAUUUCUGUGGUCUCUGCUGCCAGUGGUGAUUCUAGGAAUCAUCUGCAUUGUCAGUUCCAUCAGAAAAUACAAUAAAUAUGCAAAUUUUUGGUUCUGGCUGUAGUUGAUCUGGCUGGCAUGCUUUGUGGAUUUAUUGUAAAGACAAAAAACCCUUCAGAAAUAUCUCUGUCUCUCUCCCUGUAUGCCAAUAAAAAAAUAAAAUAUGUCAAAUUUGAA
Corythoichthys intestinalis (scribbled pipefish) is the source of this 541-nucleotide messenger RNA. Its product is annotated as hepcidin-like. The coding region runs from base 97 to 354 and encodes 85 amino acids. The record is from RefSeq and is a predicted model, not a curated record. Gene Ontology annotation, biological process: intracellular iron ion homeostasis; defense response to bacterium. Lineage: Eukaryota; Metazoa; Chordata; Actinopteri; Syngnathiformes; Syngnathidae. The transcript is spliced from 3 exons. Gene Ontology annotation, cellular component: extracellular region.